Messenger RNA from Necator americanus (New World hookworm), 3996 nucleotides. RefSeq lists its product as uncharacterized. Gene Ontology annotation, cellular component: cytoplasm; membrane. Gene Ontology annotation, molecular function: protein binding. The record is from RefSeq and is a predicted model, not a curated record. Lineage: Eukaryota; Metazoa; Nematoda; Chromadorea; Rhabditida; Ancylostomatidae. Gene Ontology annotation, biological process: autophagy; endosomal vesicle fusion; vesicle-mediated transport. The coding region runs from base 1 to 3996 and encodes 1331 amino acids. The transcript has 33 exons.
AUGAUAGAGUCGAGCGAUGGUGACUGCCUCGUCAACCUACAUCGAUCGCUAAGUUCCACGAAACUCGAUCCAAGUGGUGACGAUGAUGCCGACACGACGUCGGAUACUGAGUGGCGCUCGGCAAGAUUGUCUUCAAGUGAUGACAAUUCCUCUAGUUUUAACGAUGCCGUUCGUGUUCAACAACUCGAAGAGGAACAAGAAAGACUCAAUAAUUCGUUGUUUUCCAUCAGUUCUCAUUUUGCACAAGUUCAGUUCCGCUUGAAGCAGAUUUCCGAAGCAAAAGGAGAGGACAGGGAAGCUUUGUUGAAAGAUCUGCAGGAUUUCGCCUUCAAAGGUUGUGCAGAUAUGAAUGAGCUGAAACGAUUACGUAGCGAAAGCGAAGGCGGAGAGGUGUUAGAGAUACAAAAGCAGAGACAAAACGAGCUCUUGAAACAAUUACGAGAGCAGUUAGAAGAUUUGGAGAGGAUAGCCUAUGAGAAUGGUGAAGGUGACAUGCCAAGCACCUUAAUACUUCAAAAACAGAAGGCUGUUCUCGAUGAGUUGCAUGAGAAGAUGUCAUUGAACUUGGAACUUGAUAAGAUGUCAGUUGCUGAUAUUCAGAAGCAUGUAGACAACGCCCUCAAACAGCUUGUGAAUCCUUUCAAAGAGAAACAACAGCUUGUUGAACAAUUACAAACCCAAAUUGUUGAUCUGGAGCGAUUUGUGAGCUAUUUGCAGAAAGAAAACAGCUCUCAGGAAGGGUCUCCUGCAAAAGCUAUUACCUCCUCACAGUUUACCGCAAGUAAACCAAAGCCAAGUGGUUUUUUCGGUCUAGUAUCUGGUUCAACUAAGCGUUUCCAAAAGAAUCAGCUCAAAAAUACACUGCGUGGAAAUCAUUAUGGCGACGAAAGGGCGCGCCUACAGUUAGCUGUUGAUGCUACUCAGCGAGUAUUGGAAAAGUACACAUUACUGAGUAUUGAGGGGACAUCCGCGAAGAGUGAGUUACAGGAAGUGGAUGUACUUAAUGACGAGAUUUUCGAGAGAUCAGAAGAGGAAGUUGUGUCUGUUGUGCGAAGACAAUUAUGUCCAUCACUAAAAGCCUUACUCGAGCAUGGAAUGCUUAGUGAAACGCUUUCUUUGCGAUCUUUACCGUCGUCCCUCGGAUUCGGUUGUUUCGUGAAGAGGAAUGGCUAUCCGACUAAAGCCACACCACUUCAACAUGUUUGGGAUGUUAUUUUAUUCUUCUACGAUUCAAAAAAUGGCCGUGAACUUAAUGAGGCACCCGUUCGAAAGCUGAGCCAAUCCUUUAAACUGGAAAAUGUGGCAGGCAAAAGCAUUACCUCAAAACAGAUUUUGUUAACAACCAUCGAGAACAUCGUUUCUUCUCAUGCUCGUCUUCGCAGAUCCAAGGAUGCUCAGUGGAAGGCCUUUGUGUCUGCUGCUAUGAACGAAAAGAAACUUCCUGCAUGGCUUCGAAUAAUAUUCCGAUCGCGUAAUGUUGUGGAGAUGUGUUAUAAUUCGUGGAGCUAUGUUGCAAGAACAGGAUGUGAAGAACUGUACACAUUCUUGGAAGAUUUGCAUAAAUAUAACGUUGAGCUUCCACGAAGUUGGCAAUUAGCUGGAAGUUCGAUCAUGGAUGCUAGCGUAGCUAGUGUGGAUCUAUUUGAGUUAAAACCAUGCUGUGAAAUCUCCACUCGUUUGGGUCCGGAUGAGCAGAUUAGUGCCACUGGAGGUUCGUCGUCCCAAAUUUUUGUAGGGACAAGUAAUGCACGUAUAUUUCAUUUAAAAAAGCAUCCGAAAGGUUUCAAAGUAGCUGGAAAUCUUGAAUUACAAAUUAAACGCGAAAUCCGGCAGAUAGAGUUUGCUUCGGCACUCGAUAUCUUGUUAGUGUUAUGUGACAAUAUUUUGUUCGAUAUUUUGCUGAAUUCUUUUGAGAUUGUGUCAAGCCGGUCGUCAGUCCAGAGUGUGGCAGUAAAUUCGAAUCCUAUUGUUGAUGAUGCUUUUUGUUUACAAACUGCAAUAGCGACUACUUCUAAACAAAUUCAUAUUUGUGAGAGGCGGAAUGGAAAAACAGAUACGAUUCAAAAGUUGACCACGGACGGCAUUGUGUCUGCAAUUGCGUUUUCACGGCUGACCAUCUGCUUUGCAUCAAACGGAAUGUAUAAUAUCUAUCAUGUGGAUUCAAAAACAGUUAUACCAUUGUUUCCGUUCGAUCCUCAGGUGGUGCGACCGCAAAUCUGUAGUAUUGAGAAUGAUUUUCUUGUGACCGGAAUGGACGGUCUGCUUAUAUCCGUAACCGCGCAAGGCGUUUCCACGCGGCCACCUUUGGUGAUUCCAUCAAUUGCUGUUUCUGCAUUAGUCUAUAAUGCACCUUACGUUUAUAUCCGUUCAUCAGAGGACAUGUGGAUUGUUAGUCUUGAAGAUGCGAGAAUCUCUCAAUCUCUCAAGAUCGAUGAAGGCAAGGUGCUAUGUUCUCUUGAUGGUGAGAUUUUUGCAGCAAGCAAACAAAAGCUCUUCACUGUGUCUAUGACUUCGGUCGAGAAACAGGUGGACGUGCUCAUAUCUCACCACAAGUUUGAAGAAGCACUUGCGCUUUAUGAGAGGAACUUAAAACAACAUUUCAGCGAUGAUAAUUUGUCGAAUUUCGUAGCCCUCAAAAAGAAGGUUGCUUUCCAAUACCUAGAAGAGCACAAUUUUGAAAAAGCUGCUGAACUGCUUAUAUCUGCUGAGAUCGACCCGCAAGAGGUUGUCACAAAUUCUCUUUCGCUUCCGGCUGAAAGCGAUUCAGAAACGCAGGAACGCAAUCAAUUUUUAGAGGAAUAUUUGUUGCAAAUCCGAGAUUACCGAUUUGCUUUAUCGUCGCGCUCAUUCAUCGACUCAUAUCUGCUCGAAUUGUAUGUGGCUAAAGACAAUCCUGAGCCUAUUUUGUCACUGGAAAACUACCACCCUGACUAUGCUGAAAGCGCUGCGUUCUUAGAGAAUUCCGGAUAUCAUCACUACGCUGCACAGCUGUGGCUACAAGGAGGUGAUGAAAAGAAAGCAUGGGCAAUAUGGAAGCGUCUUUCCUCUGAAGAACUUAAAGAUGCAUGUUUCAAGCCGGAGGAAGUUUUGGAAUGUAUGCCUAAUAUCAGUGACAACCAAUUGUUGUUAGAUGUCAUCUCCUGGAUGAUAACUCUACGUCCAGAACAAUGUAUUAAGGUGAUUCUAAGCACUCCUGGUUUGGAUACUCUGGCCGUAAAGCAUGUUCUGGAUGGCGAUGUGAAGCUUAUGCGCCUUUAUCUAGAAAGCCUUCCUCUCACUGAGGACAUAGCCAAGGACCUAUGCGAAAUUUAUAUUAAAGGAAUGAUUUCUGGAGAUACUUGUUGCCGUCACCGUUUCCGACGUUUGAUUUUAAAAGUCAAUCCGGCUGUUAGGAGAGCAAUUUAUGACCAGCUACCAGCCGAUUAUGGAGUUGAGCGGCUGCUAUGUGACAGCAGUCAAUCCGCUGCUGAUGUUUUGGAUAAAGUAGUCACAAUCUAUCGGGAUUAUGAUGCUGCCGAAACAAUCUGCUCGCAUUUCUCACCUUCACAACCAGAUAUUUGCCUUAAUCUUCUUAAAUAUAUGGAAUUGGAUAAAAACUCAGACUUACCGGAUGCGGCAGCACGCAUCCACUCACUGUUAAAGUGUAUGGGUGAGGCUGUAGAUUCGAGAAAAGUUAUUAAUGUUUUGCCACCUUCUAUUGGUUUCGAGCAGGUAUCGGAUUUUUUGAAACGAUCAGUGGCUAGUGUACAGAAAGAACAACAAAUCGCACACUCUAUGGUGUCACUUCUGGAAAGAAGUAUUAAACUUGAAAAAGAAAAUCUACCUAAUAAGAAAAUAGUGAUCGAAGACAAAACCGUAUGCGCAGUGUGCAAAGAAGCAGUAUCGAACAGCGAUACUCUAAGUUACCUGAGAACGGGAUAUAUUAUACACACCAAAUGUAUGAAACAUGAAAAUCUCUGUCCACUAACGAAUGCUAUUCUCACAUUAUCUGAAUGA